Messenger RNA from Caenorhabditis remanei, 1278 nucleotides. RefSeq lists its product as uncharacterized. The transcript has 6 exons. The record is from RefSeq and is a predicted model, not a curated record. NCBI's taxonomy places the organism in Eukaryota, Metazoa, Nematoda, Chromadorea, Rhabditida, Rhabditidae. Bases 1 to 1278 code for a protein of 425 amino acids. Gene Ontology annotation, cellular component: cilium. Gene Ontology annotation, biological process: protein localization to cilium.
AUGACGGAUACGAACUCUCAAUGGAUCGAGCAGAAUUUGCAACGUCAACGGAAGAUGUUGGAGGACAAACAGAAACAGAAACGACAUCAAAGUGCUGGAAGUGUGAGAACCACAUCGACAGCGAUGAGUUUGAAUAGCAUGAAGGACUAUCCAUCAUUUGACAAUGCGAAUGCAUUCACUAGUCCUUCAACCGACGGUGUUUCCAACAUGAAUGCUCCAUUGAUUCCAACUCAAGCCCCAGUCGCUCCGCCACGUGUUCAAUCGAUGACAACAACACGUCAUAACUCGAUACCUCAGGAGACGCUCAUAAACAUCAACGAUUUCUCUGACAAUGACAUCUCAACGAAACUAUCAAAGAACAACUUGAAUCCAUGUGUGGUCUCUGACGAUGAAGACGAUCGAAGAAGCUACGCAGACAGUCCAUGGCACAAUGAAGUGGUAGCGGAUAAGAUUCCGAGUGAACUUCUUCCAAACUAUGCCUAUAUCAAGAGUAAUUUGGCAAAAUUCGUGGAGGAUCCAGCUCAAGAGCACUGCCUCUACAAGUGCUCAAUUAGUCGUCAAAAGAGCGGAGUUGAUAAGGGAAUGUUCCCAACCUACUAUCUUCAUUUGGAAGAAGUCGACAAGGAUCGUAAACAAAAAAUUUUUCUGUUGGCAGCCAGAAAGAGAAAGAAGAGCACGACAGCCAACUAUCUUUUGAGCACGGAUCCUACUAACUUGUCCCGUGAAGGCGAUGGAUAUGUUGCGAAGGUUCGAUCGAAUGCUCUCGGAACUCAAUUCACAAUCUACGAUUCGGGACAGAAUCCAAAGAAAACUAGUAAUCAAUUGUCGAUUCGUCAAGAGCUUGCUGCAGUUAUUUAUGAAACAAAUGUGCUCGGCUUCAAGGGACCUCGUAAGAUGACCAUUGUCAUGCCUGGAAUCGAGCCACCCACCGAAAAUAAACCAGCAACUCGUUGCACGGUCCGUCCGAUUCAGGACAAGCAUACACUUCUCGAGAGAUAUCGAUUCAAUGAGCUGGAUUCUCUCAAGGUUUUGAGCAACAAGAGUCCACAGUGGAAUGAUGAAACCCAAUCGUACGUGCUCAAUUUUCAUGGUCGUGUCACUCAGGCGUCUGUCAAAAACUUCCAAAUCAUUCAUCAAAGCUCUCCAGAAUACAUCGUGAUGCAAUUCGGAAGAAUCUCUGACGACGACUUCACAAUGGACUUCAGAUAUCCACUUUCAGCAGUUCAAGCAUUCGGAAUUGCGAUGACUAGCUUCCACGGAAAACUUGCAUGUGAAUGA